Molecule: messenger RNA, 1040 nt
Organism: Rhincodon typus (whale shark)
Lineage: Eukaryota; Metazoa; Chordata; Chondrichthyes; Orectolobiformes; Rhincodontidae
Product: guanine nucleotide-binding protein G(I)/G(S)/G(O) subunit gamma-4
Exons: 3
Coding region: 156-371 (71 amino acids)
Biological process (GO): G protein-coupled receptor signaling pathway
Cellular component (GO): heterotrimeric G-protein complex
Molecular function (GO): G-protein beta-subunit binding
Source: RefSeq, a predicted model, not a curated record
UGUCUCGCAGAAACUGAGUGAAUGGACCACGGUGACUCGUACUGUUGAUGUUAUUUGUUAAAGAACAACGCUACUUUGGGACUUGGAUUUCGGUGCACGAAACGUCCGUGUGUGCAAGCAGAACCUGCGAGAUAACGGGUUUACAGUGACAGGAAAUGUCGAACAACAGCACAGCCAGUAUUUCUCAGGCCAGAAAAGCAGUAGAACAGCUGAAGAUGGAAGCCUGCAUGGAAAGAAUGAAGGUAUCAAAGGCAUCAGCUGACCUGAUGGCUUACUGUGAUGCUCACCUUAGGGAUGAUCCACUCAUCGCCCCACUGCCAGCUUCUGAAAACCCAUUCAGAGAGAAGAAGUUCUUCUGCGUCAUCCUCUGAUAGAUAUCAGUUGGAUUUGGGGAGAACAGGGCGGGGGGUGUGGAGUGAAGCAAGAACCACUGGGUCUAAACAGAAGAUCACAGGUGUUGGAAUUGUCACAUGUGCAUGCUGUAAUUUUUGCUCCAGUUCUAGGGGAAUGAACCUUACUGAGUGUUUUACGUUUACUAUAGUUGUGACAACACAGACUUGUUUCAAUUGCACAAUCAUAAAGGAUUUAACAGUAACUUCACUUUUUAAAAGAAGCAUAAGUAUUUAGAUGACUUUUUCUAACUAGAGUGUUUCUUGUUUUGUAUGUUAAAUAUAAAACGUUAUAAGCACAAUUGCCUGGUGGCAGCAAGUACUGGCUUUAGAGGGAAGCUAUGUAUGUCCAUUCUAUUUUUACAGAUUAUACAGUGGAGACUGAACAACAUAUUAAAUGUGCAUGCAAAGAGAAAAAGUACACAAAGCAUAUGUUCAAAAAUAUUUACUAUGAAGUCGAACUAUCAUUCAGUAACAAAAGUAACAUUUUAGGGGAAAAAUGCUCUUAAGGAUAAACCUAAUACAUUUCAGCUAAUCUGACCAUGUUAUUGACAUGCUUCCUAAUCUAACACUGCCGUAACUAAAACAGAAUAAAUGCAAAUAUUAAAUAAGCCAGGGCAUGAAUGCAUGUCUGUAACUUAAUAUUUGUAG